AUGUUGGACUAUACUCUGAUACAAGACCUCGCAGCAACGUUGUUCGAUGACUUCAUGAGCUACAGUUGUCUCCUUAACGACCUCCAAGUGGCUAUGGACGAGAUGAGUAGCACAGACCGACGUGAUGGUGACAAUAUUCCAGCAGACUUACCGCUGGAGAAACUGCUCAAUGCUAGAAGGGGAAUACAAGAAGAGAUGGCAAAGAUUGUAGACGCAAUUGAUGCAAUCAGUCGGGAUCCAUGGAUUCUGGUACGACAGAAAUGGAAGAAAGACCACGAGGGCCCUACGCGUUCUACCAAUAUGAAGGUGUCGACUCCGACACAAGCAGUGGGGACAAACGGUGUGAGGUCUUAUGGCGAUGUGAACGACUCCCUGGAGCCAAGUUACGGGACCGAGCAGUUGGCCUUCGACUUCGACCGACUUCAGCCUCCCAACGCGUGGAAAGCCCUGAUCCCUGCGAACAAGUUCAAAACUGCCUUUAACACCAAGAACAAGGUCACUGUCACUAAAAACCUCAAUGCAGUUCGCCGGGAGUAUCAGGAUAGAAUAAAUAAUGCUUUCUCAGAAUGCGGCGACCAACUGGAGAAACAGAGAGUCAAGUUUGAGGGCGAGCGUGAUCGCUUCAAGACAAAUCUCGAGGCGGCAGAAAAAAUCAAGUCCGAGCUUAUGAUGGAGCGCGAUAAUUUCAAGAAGAUUGCCGAGCCACAGUUCGAUUCCAACAAUAAUCUUGGCGCCGGGUGGCACCAGAGGGAAGUUGCCAUAGUAAAUAUGGCGAGCAUGGACGGAGGCUACAGUGGCAUAUGUGUCGACGGUGGUGACGCGAAUGGCUCCCGUGUUCACGGCUACAGCUACGACUACAUCAACAACUGGCACAAGUUCAAACUGACAAAGGUCGAUCCGGGAAACCCAACUUCUCGAUGGUGGAUAAGAGGUCCUGGUGAAGAUAAAUGGCUCUGGGUUCAAGACGGUGGCACGGAAAUAAGGAACGAGGGUCCAGUUACGUCCAUAAGCGGCUCCUAUCAAUGGACUAUCGAGAAAGUCUCGAAUGGCCGUGGCUACAGAAUAGCGAACGCUGGAGGUGGCCACAUUGAUCUUGAGAAUCCUACAUACCACGUCAAUGACAAAAGGAUUAGAGUUAUGCCCUGUGUUGAAGGUAGUCCCAACCAAAUCUGGGCCCUUUACGCUAUUUGA
Fusarium sp. VM40 is the source of this 1191-nucleotide messenger RNA. The record is from the annotation of a GenBank genome assembly. NCBI's taxonomy places the organism in Eukaryota, Fungi, Ascomycota, Sordariomycetes, Hypocreales, Nectriaceae.